UCGACAGGGUUAGAUUAGAGAGGUCGACUUUAUUCGACAGGUUAGGGUUAGAUUAGAGAGGUCGACUUUAUUCUCUUUACAAAAAAUGUUUACGUGAUGUAUACAGCGAUUAGUCUACAUCACACAACCAGGUAACAUUUACAAAUGAAGGCGCAGCUGAUAAAUGGCUAUUAAACAGAUCUAGCUCGAUCUUAACAUACCUGGCUAUUCUUGCCAAGGUAAAAUCUCCGAGGAAAGAACGUUCAUCAAGAAGAAAGCACAUACAACGACAACAAACGCUUAGUAACAUACGUGCUCUUUGCGUGCCGUAUCUCAGACUCCUGAAUAAUACUCAGACAUAAAUGAUCUGUUCACUUAAACCAACGAAGCGAGAAACGCCGUAAAUGUAGUUUCACGCUGUGCGGAAGGUGUUAAGGAGUCCUUGUAUGCGACUUUGGGAAUAAUAAUAAUUUAGAAGAUUUACGGCGCUUCAAAGUUUUUUUGAGGCGUUCAUGAGCCCAAGUUUGUUAUCCCUACAAUGGAAAAGUAUGAGAAGUUGGCUAAGAUAGGAGAAGGCUCCUAUGGAGUGGUGUUUAAAUGCCGCAACAGAGACACAGGUCAGAUAGUGGCCAUCAAGAAGUUUGUGGAAUCUGAGGAUGACCCAGUCAUCAAGAAGAUAGCACUGAGGGAGAUCAGAAUGUUGAAGCAGCUGAAGCAUGUGAACCUGGUCAACCUACUUGAGGUGUUCAGGAGGAAGAGGAGACUGCACCUGGUGUUUGAGUUCUGUGAGCAGACUGUCCUCAAUGAAGUGGAAAAGCACCCAAGAGGAGUACCGGAAGCUCAGCUCAGGAGCAUCAUCUGGCAGACUCUUCAAGCCAUCAACUUCUGUCACAAACACAAUUGUAUUCAUCGGGAUGUGAAACCAGAAAACAUCCUGCUGACCAAGAUGGGUGUUGUUAAGCUGUGUGAUUUCGGUUUUGCCCGGAUCCUCACUGGUCCAGGUGACGACUACACAGACUAUGUGGCCACACGGUGGUACCGGGCCCCAGAGCUUUUGGUGGGGGACACGCAGUACGGACCACCCGUGGACAUCUGGGCACUGGGCUGCGUCUUUGCUGAGCUUCUGCACGGAAAUCCCCUCUGGCCUGGACAGUCUGACGUAGAUCAGCUCUACCUCAUCCGCAGGACACUGGGUGACCUGACCCCUCGACACCAGCAGGUAUUCCGUUCCAAUGUCUUCUUCAGUGGAGUCAGCAUCCCUGAGCCCGACACCAUGGAUCCACUGGAGAGGAGGUUUGGUGGGACUUCCUCACAUGCCAUUGCUGUAUUGAAGUCCUGUCUUGUGAUGGACCCAGCUGGAAGACUGUCAUGUGAGGAACUGUUAGAGCUGCCAUUCUUCCAGGAAGAAGGCGGGUCAGGGUGGGGCCGGGAUGCCGACAGGCCUGGGAGACGCCAGGAUAAAGGCACCAGGCGCAGAGUGCCUGCGGCCCAGUAUUUGCCUCAGCUUCCUGGUAACACCCUCUCCCCAGCAGCAGAACAGAAGAACAAGCACAAACCUAAAUAUGACCAUCAUCUACCCAACAUCCAACCCUGAGGGAGAGAAAGAAACCUCUGAACCGGCAGCGACAUGGAUGCUUAAUAUUUUAUGUAUAGUUAUGGGUGUGUGCAUGAUUUUUUUUUUUAUUGUGUGUGUGUGUGUGUGUGUGAGAGAGAGUGAGAGGGAGAGAGAGAGAUCUAAUCUGUAUACAUAAUGUAGACAUGAGGAACAUUGUGAGAGUGACAGUGCUGUAGAACUUUAACAAGCUUUAGCUGGUGUCAUUUUUGAAGUAACAUAUGACAAUACUCACCUGUCUUUCAGAACUCUCAUUCAUUCUUCCUAUAUGUUGCAGACAUGAACUGAACGUUAUUAAUCUGCAUAGGCUUUAGUGACCCUAACUGAUUUGUUAUUAACCACUAUGAUCUUUAGCUUCUCCAGGGAUUUCUGAAUGGACCCUUUAAAGUCCCAGCUUGCACAUCUGUAGUGCCAAAUUAAUCAGGUGGUGGUGCACUGCAAAUGGCACAGGUCAUAUUCCUCCCUUCCUAAUGCUUACAUUGUUCACAGCUAUUAUUACAUAACAGAACAUAAUAUAGUCCAAAACAUAUAAUAAUAAUGAAUGCUAGUAUUAUUAUUAUUAUUUAAUAAUACCACUACUAAUAACAGCAACAAUAGUAAUGCUAGUAUUAAUUAAUUAUUAUUAUGUUCUGCAGUGUUCUUAUCACCCCAUGCUACAUCUGCUACUUGCCCCUUUAAUGACCCUGUGUCUUUCUACAUGUUUCUGUGUCUUUUCCUUGUCUUGACCUGUAAUUUCAUCACUUACGUGCCAUUCAAAUGGUAAUAUGUUACACUAUUAUGGACAUGAACUGAGAUUAUUAAAACCAGUAA
Messenger RNA from Electrophorus electricus (electric eel), 2401 nucleotides. Its product is annotated as cyclin-dependent kinase-like 1. NCBI's taxonomy places the organism in Eukaryota, Metazoa, Chordata, Actinopteri, Gymnotiformes, Gymnotidae. Gene Ontology annotation, cellular component: nucleus. The record is from RefSeq and is a predicted model, not a curated record. Gene Ontology annotation, biological process: protein phosphorylation. Gene Ontology annotation, molecular function: protein serine/threonine kinase activity; ATP binding.